Molecule: messenger RNA, 1121 nt
Organism: Rubroshorea leprosula
Lineage: Eukaryota; Viridiplantae; Streptophyta; Magnoliopsida; Malvales; Dipterocarpaceae
Source: the annotation of a GenBank genome assembly
AACCCUUUUCAAAGUAAUUACCAAAUAGUAAUAUAAUUUUUCUUAUAAUAGAAUAUUGAAAAACUUACAAUCAUAAUGCUUUACAACAAUCCCAAACACAAUAAUAAUGUUACGGUUAGCAAGUAUUUGAUGAGGAAAGAAAAUGAGUGCUCCUUCAUUUGGCUUUGGCAUCACAAGCAUGGUCCCCCAAGUCAUCCGUUGGUGAUGGCUCCACAACACUUUGUCAAAGAAGCUCAGAGCCAGCGGUUUUAUGUUAUGCAUGCAAAAGAAGCCAGGAUCUACUCUCUGCAUAUUGCUGGGUUUGAUUGCUUACGCCAGUAGCCUGAACUUUAAUCAUGCACUCAAUGAAGAAAAGAAAAGUUUCUCAUCCAUCAUAGAUGGUAACCUAACAAUAUUUAGAAUUAGGAGAGAAGGAUAAAGUUCCAUUUCAAGUUUCUGAUAGCCUUUAAAAGCAAUGGUCCCCAAUUGAUAAUUAGUCUGAGCCCUCUCCUGCCAGCAGCUAAAACAAUAGAACAGGGACCAUCUUGUGAAUAUACGAAAUGGGAGGCCACAAUGGAAAGUCAAAAAAUACAUUGAACAACAGGUCAACAGGACGAAUGAUAAGGUUGCAGACAAAAUAAUGACUGGAAAGCCACAAGACAUUGUUGGUCACAGGUCUUAGUAAAUGAAGCAGUAGAUUAGAACAAGUGGUCACAAGCCCACAUUGGAUGUCAUAUUAGUCUACUUUUAAUGCUCUCAACAUCAAGUAGAUGUUUCAUUCUCAAAGAGUGGAAAUUUCUGCAGCUGUGUCGGUGAGUUUAAAUCCCUGAGGAGUUACAGUCCAGGAACUCAUAUUUUUGAGACUUAUGGUUCAGGAAUUAACAAACAGCCUCUUGAGGUAAAGGUUAUACUUACAGGUGAACAAUUUGAGAUCUUUGAUGAGGAUGUAAUUAAGACCUCCACUUUGUGUUGUUGAGUUUAACUGCAGCCGGCUCUAAACAGUAGGGACAAUUGCCAAAUGGGAUAUUGAACCUGCAAAACAAUCAUUUAUAACCAUAAAUAAACCAAACAGAUAAAGAAACAAUGGAGACAGUCCAAGAUAACAAGGGUAGGUAACUGUCAACUAAAACAAUUCACUGCUG